AGGAUGCUGGGUGGUUCGUCUGGUGGGGAUCGGCCUACGUUUACAGUGAUACGCCAUUUGUUUUAGAGAUGAUUGUAAUUAUUUAGCCUGUGUGUAGCUUUCAUGACGCUGUAAAGAUUCGUUUGAUUUUAGAAACUCUCGCGUUCAGUCUACAUAGCGGUGUUGAUUUGUUGUCGGCCACAGCUGUUUUCUGCCUCCGCCUCCCUGGCCAGCCAACGCAGGGACGGCGGGAGACGGAAGAGGGCAGAGCGAGAGAGACGGGCGAUGGCUGCGGGGGGAGGAUGCGGAGAAUCGGUGGACCAGUACCGGGCCGAGGUGGAGCGCCUCACCCGAGAGCUUGCGGAAGCAAACCGUGAGAAGAUCCGUGCGGCAGAAUGCGGACUCGUGGUCUUGGAGGAAAACCAGACUCUGAAACAGCAAUACUCGGACCUGGAAGCCGAACAGGAGACCCUGAGACAGGAGUUGGAGCAAUUGCAAGAGGCCUUCAGUCAGGCGUACACCACCCAGCGGAAGGUUGCCGAGGAUGGCGAGAGCAACGAGGAGACGCUGCUGCAGGAGUCGGCCAGUAAGGAGGCCUACUACAUGGGCCGCCUGCUGGACAUGCAGGCCGAGCUCAAGCUCAACCGCUCGCUCACCUCCAACACACAGGCCGAGAACGAGCGGCUGGCCGCCCUGCUGCAGGAGCUGCGCGAGGGUAAUGAGAUGCUGGAGCUGCAGAGGAGUCGGAUGCGGGAGGAGAUCCGGGAGUAUAAAUUCCGGGAGGCUCGCCUGCUGCAGGACUACACGGAGCUGGAGGAGGAGAACAUCACUCUGCAGAAACUCGUGUCCAGUCUCAAACAGAGCCAGGUGGAGUACGAGGGCCUGAAGCACGAGAUCAAGGUGCUGGAGGAGGAGACGGUGCUGCUCAACAGCCAGCUGGAGGACGCGCUGCGCCUGAAGGACAUCUCCGAGGGCCAGCUGGAGGAGGCGCUGGACGCCCUGAAGAGCGAGCGCGAGCAGAAGAACGUGCUGCGCAAGGAGCUGGCGCACCACCUCAGCCUGGGCGAGGGCGGCUUCGUCCCGGGCAGCACCGGCGCCCACCUCUGCUCCCUGACCUCGGCGCCGCCCAGCGGCAGCGCCACCCCGACCGCCGCCACCUCGCCGGGCAGCGAGGAGGGGGGGGGCAAGUGCAACGGGCACCUGCUCCAGGGGGCGGCCGGGGCGCUGCUGCUGACCAGGGCCAACGGCUCCGAGCUCCGGCAGGCGGGCGCGGCGGCGCGCAAAGGGGAGCCACCGCCGGACCUCUUCAGCGAGAUGAACCUGACGGAGAUCCAGAAGCUCAAGCAGCAGCUCGGGCAGGUGGAGCGGGAGAAGUCGACUCUGGCCACCAGCCUGCAGGAGUGUGAGGCGCAGCUGGCGCACACGCAGACGGCCCUGUUCGAGCAGCACACGCGGGCGCGGCGCCUCCGAGAGCGCCUGGGCUCCCUCCGCCGACGCCAGCGCGGCAGCACGGGCGACAAGAAGGCCCCGGAGGACGAGGACGAGGACGAGGACGAGGAGAAGGAGCCGAUGCCGCCGACGGCGCUGUCGUCGUUGUCGUCGUCGACGUCGUCGUACGCCGAGGGCCCCAGCGUGGAGGUGAUGCGCUGCAAGUACAGGGUGGCGGUGACGGAGGUUGUGGGCCUCAAGGCCGAGCUGAAGGAGCUGAAGGAGCGCUACAACCAGCGGGUGGAGGGCGAGGCGGAGGUGCGCGGCCAGGGCCAGGCGCAGCAGCAGGCGCUGGAGGGGCAGGUGGCGCGGCUGGAGCGCAGCUGCCGCGACGGCCGCGAGAAGAUCGCCGCCCUGGAGGCUCAGGCGCGCGCCGCGUCCGGGGCGGCCGGCGACAGCCAGGCGCUGCUGAACAGCGCGCAGGACGAGCUGGUGACCUUCAGCGAGGAGCUGGCGCAGCUCUACCACCACGUCUGCCUGUGCAACAACGAGACGCCCAACCGCGUCAUGCUGGACUACUACCGCCAGAGCCGCUCGCCGUUGCGCGGCGGCGGCUCGCGCAGCCCCUCCGACUCGCCCUCCAAAGACCCGCCGGCCGCCGCCGGCAAAGCCGCCAGCGAGCCCAGCCCGGCCCGCAGCAGCACCCCCAGUGCCUCGUCCUCCUCCUCCUCCUCCUCGCCCGCUCCCGACACGCCCGGCGGCAGCGGCAGCGCCAGCGGCAGCAGUGCCGGCAGCGGCCCGGACCCGCGCCGGGAGCCCACCAACAUCUGCCACCUGAACGCCAUCAUCCGCGACCAGAUCAAGCACCUGCAGAGGGCCGUGGACCGCUCGCUGCAGCUGUCGUGCCAGAGGGCGGCGGCCCGAGAGCUGGCUCCGCUGCUGGACAAGGACAAGGAGGCCUGCAUGGAGGAGCUGCUCAAGCUCAAGUCCCUGCUCAGCACCAAGCGCGAGCAGAUCGCCACGCUGCGCCUCGUCCUCAAGGCCAACAAGCAGACUGCGGAGGUGGCUCUGGCCAACCUGAAGAGCAAGUACGAGAACGAGAAGACCAUGGUGACGGAGACCAUGAUGAAGCUGAGGAACGAGCUCAAGGCUCUGAAAGAGGACGCCGCCACCUUCUCCUCCCUCAGGGCCAUGUUUGCCACCAGGUGUGACGAGUACGUGACCCAGCUGGACGAGAUGCAGCGUCAGCUGGCGGCGGCGGAGGAUGAGAAGAAGACGCUCAACUCGCUGCUGCGCAUGGCCAUCCAGCAGAAGCUGGCGCUCACGCAGCGGCUGGAGGACCUGGAGUUCGACCACGAGCAGUCGCACCGCACGCGCUCCUCCAAGGCCUCGCGCCUGCGCAGCUCCGCGCCCAAAGUAAGUGGACUGAGCUUGGCCGGCCUGGCCGGCUCGCCCCCCGGCUCUUCGUCGUCGACGGCCACGUCGGUGGCGGCUGCGGCCUUGGCCGCGGGUCUCCCGUCCCCCACCACGGUCUUCGCCGCGUCCUUCCGCCGAGCCCCCCUGCCCCCCGCGCUCCCGUCGCCGUCGGCGGCCCCCUCGGCGCCGAGUAGCCCCCCCUCGCUGGAGCCGCCGGCCUCGCCGGCCUCCUCGGCCGCCUCCUCUUUGGCCUCCACGUGGACGCCGCCGGCCACGCCGCUGCGGCUCGGCCGCUCGCACUGGUCCCUGGGCGUGCGGACGUACGUGGUGGAGCCCCGCUCGCUCGGCGGCGGUGGUGGCGGCGGUGGCGGUAGCGUUGGUGGUGCCCAGUACCCGCACCUGAGCCGGGCCUCCGCCCUCGCCCGCCGCUACACCGCGUCCGAGUCGACCUCCACCUCCUCCGCCUCCGCCCUGCCGCACCACAGCCCGGGCUCGCUGCCCUCCUCCCCUUACCGCUCGUCCACGCUGGACGCCCAGCGCCUGUCACGCAGCGUCGGCGUGGCUCUCCAGGACCCCCCGGGCCGCUGCUCCACCAGCAGCAGCAGCCGCAGCCCUCCCUGCAGCCCUCGCUACUGCCUCCCCCACCUGCCCCACCUGCCCCAGUUCCGCCAGCUGCCACGGGCCCUGGGCCCCCGCCCGGCCCCUGUCCCUCCCCCGCCGUCGCCCCCACUUUAG
Sardina pilchardus (European sardine) is the source of this 3558-nucleotide messenger RNA. Its product is annotated as protein bicaudal D homolog 1-like. Gene Ontology annotation, biological process: positive regulation of receptor-mediated endocytosis. The transcript is spliced from 9 exons. Gene Ontology annotation, molecular function: dynein complex binding; cytoskeletal adaptor activity; dynein intermediate chain binding. Lineage: Eukaryota; Metazoa; Chordata; Actinopteri; Clupeiformes; Clupeidae. The record is from RefSeq and is a predicted model, not a curated record. The coding region runs from base 265 to 3558 and encodes 1097 amino acids.